AAAAAGAAAAAAAAAAAAAAAAAAAAACAGCACAGCAUCGAUACCCAAAGAAGAACAUCAAAUCAACUCGAAGACCGCUCCCCUAAAAAAUGGACCUCCUCUCGAGCGUCCGCAAAUCCGGCUCCCGCGGCGGCGUCAACUUCAGCUGGGACGAAGUCGCCAACUCCUCCCAUCGCGAAAACUACCUCGGCCACAGCCUCAAAGCCCCCGUCGGCCGCUGGCAAAAGGGCCGCGACCUAAACUGGUACGCGAAAGGCGAUGACGACGCCGGCGCGAUAGAAGGCGAGACGGAACAAGAGAGGCAAGAGCGCGAGCGGAAAGAGGAGCUGCGGAAGAUCAAGGAGGCCGAGGAGGAUGCGCUUGCGCGCGCGCUGGGGUUGCCUGUGCCGCAACGGGAUUCGUCGGGCGCGAAUGCGGUUGAGGUGAGCGGGGCUAGAGGUCUCGGCGGUGGUGUUGGUGGUGCUGGUGAUGUGAAGCCGCUAGAGGAGGAAGGGGCCAAGGGUGGGCUUGUUGUUAGUGAGAAGAGGGAGCGGAGAGAUCGUGAUGAGGAUAGGGAGAGAAGGCGGAGGCGGAGUCGGAGUCGUAGCCCCCGAAGAGAGAGGAGGAGGGAUGGCGAGAGGAGACGGAGUCGGGAUCGGGGUGGGGAGCGCGGGGAGGAGAGGCAUCAUCAUCAUCGCCGCGGCGAAGGGAAGGAGCAUGGUGGUCGGGAGCGGAGAGAGCGCGAUCGUGACCGUGACGAGGGACGGGAGAGGCGGCACCAUCGCAAGGCGAGAAGCCGGAGCCGUGAGGUUGAGGGUGAGCGAGAGCGCGGACCGAGAGAGCAUCGUCGGCGGAGUAGGAGUAGAGAGGGUCAGCGGCCGCGGUCGAGGGACCGCCGGCGCAGUCCGGAUGAGCGUCGCCGAUGAAGGCCGGUAGAUUACAGUGAUUCCUGUGACCGAGGAGACAAAACAAUGAUACCCCUGUCACUUUUGAUGCGCAAACAAGCGCAAUUUGAA
Colletotrichum godetiae is the source of this 995-nucleotide messenger RNA. Its product is annotated as kinase phosphorylation protein-domain-containing protein. Lineage: Eukaryota; Fungi; Ascomycota; Sordariomycetes; Glomerellales; Glomerellaceae. The record is from RefSeq and is a predicted model, not a curated record. The transcript has a single exon. Bases 90 to 905 code for a protein of 271 amino acids.